ACUUUAGUGUCUCUCGUGUGCAAAAUCUGUGGUGUGUGCAUCGAUACUGGAAGUUAUUAAUACGGUUUUGGUGUUUGAUUUAAAACAGAAACUGGUGUCAAACGAUACUGCAAUUCAUUAUCAUGACGACUCGUGAAGAUAGUGAGGUUGAUCAAUCCAAUGAAAACCCUGUUGACACUCAGGGUAAGAACGCACGCAUUGCCGCUCGUGAAGUUUGUGUUGAAGAGAGUGCUUCUGACGGUAUUGCGUUGAAGUGUAAACAUUGUGCAUUGUGUAACGAUGCCUCUCAUAACGGCAACCAACCCAAUGGAGUUUCUUCUUCUGGCUUGGAGUCUAAAAGCAAAUGUGGGCAUUGUUGUUCUGUUGAAGCAAUUCCUGCAUUACCUUGUUCUACCGAUUCGUCUCAUGAUUUAAACCACUCGCUGGAAAUUCAUAAGGCAAAUGGAGAAAAAGCAAUGCAAAAUGGAUCAGGCUACUUGGUUCAAGACGAAGAGCUAUCAGAUGUGCACAAUGGAAUUGGAGUAGACCAUUCACCCAGUCCUGUAUACCUGACUAGCCCUUGCUCAGAAAAUGUAAAACCCAUAGUAGCCGAUGUUUCAAGUGCAUCAUUUUUCUCAUGUCCUGAUGAUCGUCUGGCUUCUCCUGGCUCGGAUUCCAUGGUCACUGCAUGUGAUGGAACUUCUUCAAGAUCAUGUUCUUCUCUGAGCUGCCCAUCUUCAGGAUCGUCAGCAUCUUCUCUUAUCUGCGCACUCUCACCAGACAGGGAUUCUGUUGCUCCUACCUGUAGUUCACCUUCUGCAAACUCAUUUGUGGAAGAUCAACUCCUGGAAUCUCUGGCUAAUCAAAUGAGUCUGACUGGAAAUGGAAUGGAAAAUUCUUUGUUGAAUUCAACCUUAGUUUCCCAACAUGAAACUCCUGAAGCAUUAUGCCUGGACUCCCAACCAAACAUCUCAAUGCCUGCUUCAUCUGAUGUUUCUUCCUACUCACUUGAUGACUCAAUGGUUCAAGACAUGAAUGAUCUUUCUUUGGCAGCAUCCACUGUCCAACUUCAAUCUGAAUGCACUCAAGAUUGUUCUGCAUUUGACAGCUUGUGUGACAAUGUUGGAGUGCCUUCUCAAUGGAAAGAGCUAAGCGCAUCGAUACGGCAACUCCAUCAGACUGUGAUCAACAGCACUGUAGUGGAAGCAGGAGGUUCCAGCUGCUCUGUUGCAGUUGGUGCUGAAUGCUCAUCAGGCUGCAGGAAUUCUGACUCAGCUGCUCAUCCUUUGCCUACUGUUCUAUGUGACUCUGCUUGCCAUGAUUGCUUGACUGCAACUUCUUCUGAAUGCACUCCUUGUAGCAAGUCAAAUGGCUCUCUUACCAGGGAAGGUCAAUUGGAGGACUCGGUAUCUACAUCAUCCACUUCUGGCUCCACUUAUACUUGUAAAGCAUCAUCUCUUGCUGUGGAGGGUGAAUUGACAAGUUCUUCUGAUGCUAAUGCAGCCAACUCAUUAACCACCCCUGAUGAAGGUAGCAGUUCUAAUGGGCAAUCUAGUGAUGCUCUGCUCAACUCUUCUGGUUCAACACUAGUUGGAGAUAAUUCAAGUGAUGGAACUUUGGACCAAUUGAUGGCCAUUAAAGAUGGUGCAGCUCAAGUGGAUGCUAGUUCUGCCAGUUCUGCUCCUCCCAGUGGUGAUGGAAAAUUCAAGACUCCUAACAUCAUUGAUCUUGCAAACUUGCGUACCCAUACAGUCAAGAUUUCCAGUCCUGUUUUCCAAAGGCCUUCAAUUGACAGAAUUAAAAGCUUGGUGGAAGAUUUGAUGGUGACUGACCCACAUCAGCUGGUGCUGCGACUCUCUCAGCUGCUUCAAGAAAUGUGUGAACUGCUCAAAGUCCGCCUUCUUGCUGAGGUGCUCAGUUCCCCAACUGUUGCUCAAUCCCAUAACUUUGCUAAGAGCGUGUGCCAAGCAUAUCAACAAGUGGUCUGUGUGGUGGAUGCUGUCCGCCCUGCUCUUCAUGCUCUGGAGACACGUUUCUCUCUGAACUGGUUCUCCUUUGCGCUCCAUGUCUUCAACAUUACCAUCCUCGAGGAUAAAGAUGUCACUGGUUACAUCAAUGUCUGCAAAGUGAAGGUGUUGUCCUGCUCAAACGCGGCCACAGAAGAUGGUGCUGGGGGCGAGGGCGACGUAUCAGGCCUCGUGUGGUGGUCUUGGCUGGCCCGUGUUUGCCAGGAGGCAGGAGCUGCUGCCCGAGAAGGCCAUGCAACGCGCGUCACGCCGCACAACAGACAUAAGUUCAGACUCAAGGAUGCUGCUGUUGGCGAGCUGCCUCUUCCUACUGAUGGCGUGGUGGCUCCUCAGCCUGUGCAACAUCCUGAUGGAGGGUCUCAGUCGUUUGCAUGCGAGUGUGAACACUGCAGCUCCUCCAAGCGCACUGCUGUUGUCACUCAGCCUUACUCGUCCCCCACAGCUGCACUGUCUGAUGCUGCUAACAAUGGAGUUUCUCUCUCUCAGCUGUACCCGCACAUUCAUGGCCCCUCUGCAUCUUCACCAAAGCGCCCACUUUUUGAUAAUCCAUACGUUGGUAGCGAUAUGCUGAGCGAGCAGCUGAUGAAGGAGUGGGAGCAGGCUUAUGGUGACACGAUCGCGCCCCCUGGUCCUGCCCCCUUCCCUCAGGCGUGUGUGGACAGUAUGCACUGCUGCACGCCUGCUGCUAAUGUCACUCAUGUCAGUGAAGGAAGCACUCCCGCGGCGCCUGUCACGUCAAGUUGCAGCCCUGCGGCUGUGACGACCACAACCGCCCCACACGAGGCUCCCCCUGUUAAGCACGACAACAACUACUGCUGUGACCGCCACCACCCCACCUCUGCCUCGUCCUCAGCUCCUCCUGCUGCCAGGGCGCGCACCAAGGCCAUGACUUGUAAACAUGAAGACGACUGCACUGGAGAGUCUCAGAGCGGCACGGCCGACGAGUGGAGCAGUGGUUGUAACAGCAGCAGUGGUGAUGAGAGCGACGCCUCGUCCAGCGGUCACGUCGAUAAUCAUUGCGAUUGUUGUUACUACCACGGCGUGCAUCACAAGCAGUCGGGAGGACGUCAAAAAUACUCUGAUCGACGUGACAGACUUCUUCGCAUCCUAAAUGAGAAGAAGAUUGCUGGACAGAGCGUUGCAAAGCAACCCGAAGAAUCUCAGCCUGCACGCCAGCCGCAGCAGCCCUAUGUAGGGGACAAGGACAUUGACACAAUACUCAGCUACAUUGAUGGCAGCACUGCUCAAAAGAAUAAUAAGAAAAAACAGAAGCAACGAGUCAAAAAGGUGGCCAGCAAAUCCAAGAACGUUGCUCAGGCAAGAGCUGCAGAUGAUAUGAGUGAUUCCAAUGAUUGCACAACAACCGUGAGUGGAGGACGCCGCGCAGCUAACAGCAAGAGUGCCUCAUCCAGCAAGAGUAAUUAUAGUAGCAGUUCAGGAGCUAUGGUCAAGCUGCCUGCUAAAGUAGAAGUUAGGAACACUACUGAUGCUGACCAGAAACAGCGAGUUGGCUCGGCGAGCAGAGCAAAAGCACCGCUUGAGGCGACUAGCUCAUCUGAUGGAUGGCGAGAUGGCAUGUCUGAAGAAGAAGACAAGCAGGAGAGAAACAGGGUGGUUGUUCAGCCUGCUGCAAGUCUUGAUGAGCUUGAAGACAAGGAUGGUGCCAUUGCUGAACUGAGACGCCGUGCCCACGAAGUUACCGUCACACUCAUCAAACAAGACGAUCAGCUGAUGAAGCAUCAGGUUCUCCAGUCUAGAGGCUGCUCUACCUUAACCAAGUCACAGGAGAUGCAGCAACAGUUUCAGCAACUACAACAGCAGCAGCAGCCACAUCAGCAGCGAUUCAACAGCGGGUCAUCACACCCUUUACACGCAGCUGCAGCACCACCCGCUUUCUCUGCAUUUGCAGCGCCUCAGCCAACCCUGGGAGGUUUUGGUUUUCCAGGCCUGAGGCAUUCCAGGCCUUCAUUCCUGGUGGCAUAAGCUCCUUCUCUAGUGGUGAGGUGGCUACUGGUGGUGGAGGCCUAAGCAAACUCAUCCAAGGCCUGGAAAAAGACGAUUCCAACAAAGACAACAAGGAUUUGCAGAUGGUGACAAUAAGGCGUGUCAUGGACCCAGCAAGCUCUGAGCCCACAGUCACCAUCACGCUUAAGGGAGAGCAGGCAAACCAGGAAAAGGUUUGAUACAAGCUCGUUAACGGCCAAGCAAUUGCUGGAAACAACAGCGCAGGUGGUGCAGGCUACACUGCUGUAGCAAAGAAGGAACCGCUCCGUCCUCCCCUAACUUGAGUCAGAAGGAGCUCAAGAAAUGGAAGAAAACGCAGAAAAAGGAACGGCAGAGGCAGCAACAGAAUAGCGCCCGAGUUGCGGCUGAUCGAGAACACGACAUUCACCUGCAGCAGUACGAACAGCAGAGAGAGAUCUUGAAGCAGCAAGAGGAACAACUUCGUCUGCAGACUUUGCAGAUACAGCGGCAACAAGAAGAGCUGCUCAGACUGCAACAAUUGCAUGCCGCUCGAGCCCUGCAACAGCAACAACCGCAUCAUCAACAAACGCUCAAGCAAAAUAAUUCAGCUGGCAAAAGGAAGAAUGCUAACCAAUCUAAUGUUGGUAAAGCAGGCAAGAAAAAGGGGAAGGAAAAUGAACAGAACGUGAACAGAACUGGUUCUGGAAAAAGUGGGGAUCUGGACGACCUUACUGAUGGGCUUCAGUUACCACCUGGUGUGAGCAUCAGCCGAGUUGCUGGUCAGCCUGGAAUGCUUAAUAUUUCGUCAAAUCCAUCUUUUAUUGGCGGUAUGACACCACCAAUGAUGGGUGGACUGCCCUCUGCUGCAUCUGUAACCGGUAUGUACAAUAUGAAUUCGAUGGCUGGCAUGCCUCACCUGAACUCUGGGCUUUCUACUGGUGGAAAUCUUGGCGGUUCUGAUCUACUCCUGAAGUCGCCGUCGUUCGAUCCCUGGAGGUAUACUGACCAAACCAUUGUUGACGACUUGGCCGGAAAGCGAUACCCGGAAACAAGAAACCUAACGAACCACCAGCAAAGGAAGAAUCUUCUAAGAAACCGCAAAAGAAAAAGAAGCAGAACGAAGCGCGUGAACCCAGUCCUCCAGUCGCUAAUAUCCCAGUCAAAGGUAAGAAUAAAACAAAGGUGCAAUCGAAAGUGGUAGCUGAGAAAAACACUAAUAAAAAAUCUGACAGGCCUGAACCAUAAAAUAGUAAGGCUCCAGUAGCGCCGAGACUUUUGAUAGUGAGUCAGAGAAAGAUUGCAUCCUGGACAAACGGAUGACAGCCGACGAGCGUAUCCAUGCAGCUCUUAAUGGCUUGUUGGAUCCUGAACGCUUGAGCAGAAGCCAGAGAAUGAAAUACAACAAGCAAGUCAUUGCUAGAGGAGAUGGCACUCUUUUGUUGCCCACUGCUUGCAAGAAAAAGACGAACCAAAAGCACAGGCUUCUAAAACUAAAACUGUUGCAGUCGAAGAUAAAAAGGACGUUGUUGUGGAAGAGCUGGCAACGCCGGUUUUGCGCGACAGUGAUGAUGAACCUGGAGACGAUGAGGAUCUGAUGGACCAAAUCUACAAUUUAUCUGUGGACAAAAAAGGUAAAAAUAAUUUGCGCGUUACUGGGUUCUCAAUCUGUUACUCUCGUGACGAUAAGGCCGUUGAGGAAGUUAAUUCCUAACCUACUGCAGAUUCAGCAGUCGCAGAAGCAUUAAGUCAUCAACCCGUUGCUCCUGAAACCGUCAUUGCCAAGGCUACUGCGACAAGGAACUCAAAGGCAUCUGAAAUGCCAGUAAAAAGCAAUCUGUUGUUGACCCAAAGAAAAUAAAAAAUAAUGAGGUUAAAAUUCUCAAAGCUGGAACUGUGGAAUUGACGAAACCCAAUCUAAUGCUCCCAUCAAAACAGCCGAGCCGAAGAAAACGGAGAAAAGAUUCCAAAAAGCCAGUUGAUGUAGGUCAGUCCAAGUCCUCAACUAAACCUGCACCUGCUAAGCCUGUGAUCCCCAAAACUAACUCCACGGCAAAGUAUAAAAGUAAACAUCAGAUUAGAUCUUCCGCUACCGCGAACGGAGAAGUAUCAUCGGUAGAGCCUGUGAAUGUGAGCAAGACGAAAAAUUAUGAUGAAGCUCUUGCAACGGGCAAACAAGAGCGGUCCAGCGAAAACAUCUUGGGUGGCUGAUCGGCAGCCUCCCAAGAAUGUAAGUUCCCAAAAGUAGCAAAAGCUGCCCGCAAAAAGCGAUCAGAGCGACAAGAGUAUCGCUGUUCAAAACAGACAUCCAGGGAAUCAACAAAAACUUGCCAAACAGCAGGUACAGAUGCAAGGUUCUGAUAACCAUGUUGCUCAGGCUUCUCUUCUUCAAACUCGUCAACAUCAUCAACCACAGCCAGUUCAAGAACAGAAAAUGCAGCCUCAGCAGCAUCAUCAGCAGCAGCCACUGCCACUUCAGCAAACGAUGCAGUUGAAUUCUGGUGCUAGUCGACAGAGUGCUGGUCAUUCCGUCCCAAGCGCCAAAAAUGCCGUAAACAGUACCGCACCGUUGCCUCAGACGCAGCAGUUCCAACCUAUGCCCCAGCAGAACCUUCAAGCUUAUGGCCUUCCGCAAUCGCAGCCUGACCCGAAAAAUGUCAAUUUAUUACAACAGCAGCAAUUCCCACGCCAUCCGACAUCUGUGCCACAGCUUCCUCAACUGUCUCAGCUGCAGGGUCUUCAGGCAAACAGCCAUUCUAGGAAUGUCUCUCAAGUACAGGCCUCUCAGCAUCACCAGCUCCCCGUUACUUCCCAUCAGCAGCUCAUGCCUGCACUGCAUUCUGUGUUCAAUGACGCAGUAUCUCAGAGUUCUUAUAAUCCGCUCAUUAGCUCGUCUGCUUUCUCCAAUCCUGCUGGCUUCGGUCCUUUCUCAAACUCGUCAAAUACAUUUGGUUUUUCUAACGGCAGCGCUUUUGGGAAUUCUUCAGCGUUUCCUGCGGUUACUAACCAUGGUCUCGGUAGUCUGGGGAACACUGCGGGAUAUUCAAGCUCAGGCCAAAGCUACCUCGGUAGCGCUUCAAUGAGUGGCUCAAUGUGUGCAGCAUCAUCUCCCAAUUACUGCUUGUCAAAUGGAAACGGUGGAUGCGCGGAUACCUCCGGUGGAGGCUUCAGCACCUCUCCUCUGAGCUUUUCGAGCGGAUGUGGCGAUGGCCAUGAGGCACGCUAUGCUCAGUAUCUUGCUGCAAACGCAAACGCCCUCUCGUCGUACGGAUCUUUUGGAUCAGGGAGUCUUGGAGGCAUUGGUGCUGGCAAUGGCGUAGGAGGUUUUGGCGCCGGAGGUUUGGGGGUCAUCGGAGGACCCGUGAAUUCUAGCCUUAACUCCGCGCUGGUGAAUCGUCCGUACGUGUCGUCUGUUAUGGAUGACUCGAGCAGAAUGUACCAACCUAACCCCAAUGCCGGAGUCAUCGGUAAGAAGCCGAAGAAAGGGCGUAAGGGUCUGGAAGACAUGUCGAACCUCGAUUCUGUUUUCACGCCUCAAGAUAUGUUGGGUGACAUGGAUGCGUCAGAUCGUGACGUCGAAGCCUUCAAACGCUUUUGUCUGUACGAUGUGCCGAGGCCUGAUGGCGAGAAACCCAAGAUCAACUUCAACGUCAAGGACAUCCUCAUCAAGAAGAAGACUGAGGGCGACAUGUAACAGACUUUUUCCCGCUCUGGCACUAGCUCAUUUAUAACUUUUUCGAAUAAAGGAUGUUCCCUUCUGAAAUUAGGUUGCGCGACGCCUCUUAUUUUGUGUUAUGCAGCUGUAGUUUCGUUUUUAGUUUUCUCUGAGCUUCGUUACAUCUGGCCUUUGAGACAGGCAGUUGAAUUGUAACUGUCUGAGAUAUAAUCAUUCCGUAUGUAUUUCUAACUGAUAAAAAAUUAUAAGGGAUUAAGUCUUAUUGAAUGAAGCGCUUCAAUUGAAUGUCUGUUUUGUCUCUGACUGUUAGAGGGUAUUUUUAGUGGCAUUUCCGCUACCAAUAUUGGAUAUGUGAUGCAUUGGACCGGUAUUUUGCACUUCAAGGCAGCACUUCACAGCUUUUGUUUAUUAUCAUGAUUUAGGUAAGCACAUUUAUUUACAGACAGAAAUGUCUUUUAUUUUGCAUAACGGACAGUUUUGAAGUUGAAGGCUGAGGCAGCAGUUGUCUCUGCCGGAUCCGUUACCAACCUUGAAAUUGCGAUGACUUGAAAUUCAGAAUCAAAGCUUGAGUCAAUUUGAUGGCCACACCUGGCCUUAAGGCCGCACGUAAUUCAGUUUUAAGUUUAUUCUUACGUAAUAGCUGCGUGGCUGCUGCUAGGCAUAAAUCACUUCGUAGCCUAGAGGCUUCAUUAAACAUCGGCUGGGUUGAGCAUGUCAAAGCCCACAUAAACGUAACUUUUCCUUGUUAACUUCUAAGCCGCGAGUGAUUCAAUUUAUGGUUCUUGUCUCCAAUUACAUUAUGUACGGAG
This is a messenger RNA of Hyalella azteca, 8453 nucleotides long. RefSeq lists its product as uncharacterized. The record is from RefSeq and is a predicted model, not a curated record. Lineage: Eukaryota; Metazoa; Arthropoda; Malacostraca; Amphipoda; Hyalellidae. The transcript has 15 exons. The coding region runs from base 123 to 3989 and encodes 1288 amino acids.